GGAUGGUAUACUGGAGUUUACAUGUACAUGUGAUAUACCCUACUCUGGCUAUAGGUGUCUUGCAGUGGACGGUGGCUGGUGUGAUUGGGUAGAGGCCAACUCUUGUGACGCAUGUUCAUCUAACCCUGUUGAUGAGGUGUUUAUACGUCUCUGCAAUUGUCCCCAGCAAAAGAAUGGGGGAGUACCCUGUCAGGGCGAGGCAUUGAAAUUCGAACCUUGCAGUAAAACAUGUGACCCAUGUCUUCGCAACCCUUGCUUAAAUGGAGGCACAUGUUUCGAGGCUAAGAGAGGAGGCUAUACAUGUAAUUGCCUUAGCGAAUGGGAUGGCAAGAACUGUGAACUUGACUUCAAUGACUGUGC
Molecule: messenger RNA, 360 nt
Organism: Owenia fusiformis
Lineage: Eukaryota; Metazoa; Annelida; Polychaeta; Sabellida; Oweniidae
Source: the annotation of a GenBank genome assembly